AUGGAGAAUCAAACGAUGGACCAAUUCUGCGGCACGAAAUUUUGGGAUGCUAACUUAACAUGGUACACAGACAAUCCAGAUCUAACAAUAUGUUUCGAAAAAACAAUAUUAUUAUGGGUACCAUGUGCAUUUCUAUGGGUAUUCUCGUCAAUGGAGGCAUACUACAUUUUACAUAGCAAAAGAAGAAAUGUUCCGUAUACAUGGUUAUUUAUUAUUAAGCAAGUACUUACAAUAGUAUUGAUCCUACUUUCUAUAGUCGAUUUAGGAAUGGCGAUAUAUGAAAGUACUUCUCGUGAGGUCUACAGUGUUGAUUAUUACACACCAUUUAUAAAAAUAAUAACCUUUAUUUUAGCAUCCAUUUUGAUGAUAUAUAACAGAAAAUAUGGAAUGCGAACAUCAGGUCUUUUAUUCAUGUUUUGGUUUUUCCUUGCAUUAUGUGGAUGUAUCCAAUUUAGGACUUUUAUAAAUAAAUUAAUUGAUGAGGAAAAAUCGUAUCAAGUAGUAUCCUAUAUGAUCUACUAUCCAAUAGUACUGCUACUCUUUGUACUUAAUUUCUUCGUCGAUGCAGAGCCUAAAUUUUCCGAGUAUCCUACAGUUGAAUCGCCAUGUCCAGAACAAAGCGCUUCUUAUCCGUCGAGAGUUCUUUUCGGGUGGUUCGAUGCUUUAGCGUGGAAGGGUUUCCGGAAACCUCUUGAAGCAUCUGAUUUGUGGUCGAUGAAUCCAGAAGAUAUGGCUAUGGAAAUUGUACCUAAAUUUGACAAAUAUUGGGUUAAAAACUUAAGAAAGAGAGAUGAAGUAGAAAACGCAAAAGCGUCAUUCCGAAAGGCAUCUGGACAAGUGGAUUUUAAUAAUGGUCGUAAAAAGAAAGUUGCCUCUAUUCUGCCACCUAUUUGCAAAGCCUUUGGAGCAACGUUCCUGUUUGGCGCAUUUUUGAAACUGUUUCAAGAUAUCAUGACCUUCAUUAGUCCACAAUUAUUAAAACUUCUGAUUGCUUUCAUCAAAGACAGAGAAGAACCAAUGUGGAAAGGAUAUCUUUAUGCUAUAUUACUUCUACUCACAGCAACGGUACAAACACUAGUGUUAUCUCAGUACUUCCAUCGUAUGUUUUUAGUCGGAUUACGUAUACGUACCGCAUUGAUCGCAACAAUUUACCGUAAAGCGCUAAGAAUGUCCAACGCAGCUAGGAAGGAGACUACUCUCGGCGAAAUAGUAAACUUAAUGUCCGUGGACGCCCAAAGAUUUAUGGAUCUAACCGCGUACAUAAAUAUGAUUUGGUCAGCUCCGUUACAAAUAGUUCUAGCUUUAUAUUUCCUGUGGGAAAUAUUAGGUCCAGCAGUACUGGCCGGUUUAGCGGUCAUGAUUAUCCUCAUCCCCAUAAACGCAUUCAUCGCGAACAAAGUGAAAACACUGCAAAUCAGACAGAUGAAGAGCAAAGACGAGAGAGUGAAAUUGAUGAACGAGGUACUUAAUGGUAUUAAAGUAUUGAAGCUUUACGCAUGGGAACCUUCGUUUGAGCAACAGAUACUUAAAAUCAGAACCAAAGAGAUACAAGUGUUGAAAGAGGCGGCGUAUCUAAACGCUGGUACGAGCUUUAUAUGGUCCUGUGCACCUUUCUUGGUAUCACUGGUGUCUUUUGCCACUUAUGUACUUAUAGACGAGAAAAACGUCCUGAACAGUACAACUGCCUUCGUUUCGUUAAGUUUAUUCAAUGUUUUAAGAUUCCCACUCUCUAUGCUGCCUAUGAUGAUUAGUAACAUAGUUCAAGCUUACGUUUCCGUAAAACGUAUCAACAAAUUCAUGAAUAUGGACGAUUUGGAUCCUAAUAAUGUACAACAUGAUCCAUCGGAAUCACACGCCUUAUUAAUCGAGAAUGGCAACUUCUGUUGGGACAAUGAACGUGUCGAUAGACCAAUAUUGCAAAAUAUUAAUAUGCAUGUAGAACAAGGUCAAUUAGUAGCGGUAGUUGGUUCAGUGGGAUCAGGCAAGAGUUCUCUUCUAUCUGCUUUUCUCGGUGAAAUGGAUAAAUUAAGCGGAAAAGUGAAUACAAAAGGAUCGAUAGCAUACGUUUCGCAACAGCCGUGGAUACAAAAUGCCACGUUACAGGACAACGUCCUGUUCGGAAAAGCCUUAAAUAAGUCUGUAUACAAUCGCGUAGUAGAAGCGUGCGCGUUGAGUCCAGAUCUCAAGAUAUUACCUGCGGGAGAUCAAACCGAAAUCGGAGAGAAGGGAAUCAAUCUUUCUGGCGGCCAAAAGCAGAGAGUAGCCUUAGCUAGAGCUGUAUAUAAUGAUUCCGAUAAUUAUUUCUUAGAUGAUCCUCUGAGCGCGGUGGAUUCGCACGUGGGGAAACACAUAUUCGAAAAUGUGAUAGGUCCAAGCGGUUUGCUUAAGAAAAAAACGAGAGUACUCGUCACACAUGGUAUCACGUAUCUGCCAGAGGUCGAUAAUAUUAUCGUUCUCAAAGAUGGUGAAAUAACAGAGGUCGGAACUUACAAGCAACUGUUGGAGAAAAAAGGUGCCUUCUCUGAGUUUUUGGUACAACAUUUACAAGAAGUUGGAAAUCUGCACGUUGACGACGGUUCCGAAGCAGAUUUACGUGAAAUUAAACAGCAACUUGAAUCGACAAUGGGGGCGGACGAGUUGCAGCAAAAGUUAACUCUAGCACGAUCUAGAAAAUCAGAGAGUCUAAGUGAAUCUGGUUCCAUAACUGAUCGGAGAUCGCUUAAUGGUUCGCUAAAAAGGCAAUAUUCUACGGAGAGUCAACAGUCCGCAAAUUAUAUACAUAGCAAUAGUAUAAAGGAAAAGGAAGCAACGAAAACUAACAAUACUGGGGAGAAAUUGAUAGAAGUUGAAAAGGCUGAAACUGGAAGUGUAAAAUGGAAAGUGUAUUCUCACUAUUUGGUGUCGAUUGGAUUGUUCUUAUCAGUAGCAACAAUCGUAAUGAACGCUAUCUUCCAAGCGUUCAGCAUAGGCUCGAACGUCUGGCUUAGCGUUUGGUCAGACGAUAAUAUGACUACUCCUAAUAACACAAUCGAUAAAUCGAGACAAGACAUGUACCUGGGAGUGUACGGUGCACUCGGUAUCGGUCAAGCGAUGACGAGCUUUUUCUGCGAUUUGGCACCGCAGCUGGGCUGCUGGUUGGCUGCUCGCCAGAUGCACAUAGUGAUGCUGCGUGCUGUGAUGCGUGCACCAUUGACCUUCUUUGAUACGACCCCUAUUGGUCGUAUUAUCUCCAGGUUUGCUAAAGACGUGGACGUACUGGACACAUCUCUUCCUCCGCAAAUUUCCGAUACCAUCUAUUGCUUGUUCGAGGUUGUAGCUACUCUUGUUGUAAUAAGCUACAGUACACCUAUAUUUAUCGCAGUGAUACUGCCAAUAGGCGCGCUUUAUUAUUUCAUUCAACGUUUUUACGUUGCAACAUCGCGCCAACUAAAAAGAUUAGAAUCCGUAUCAAGAUCUCCUAUAUAUUCACAUUUCAGUGAAUCAGUAACUGGUGCACCAAUAAUUAGAGCAUAUGGUGUACAGGACCAGUUUAUCCACGAAUCUGAAAAUAGAGUGGAUAUCAAUCAAGUGUGUUACUAUCCUAGCAUUAUUGCGAACAGAUGGCUGGCUGUGAGAUUGGAAAUGGUUGGAAAUUUAAUAAUAUUCUUUGCAGCGUUGUUCGCUGUUUUAGGUAGAGAUUCGCCGGAUAUGAGUGCAGGAAUUGUGGGUCUGUCAGUUAGUUAUGCCUUACAAAUCACGCAGACUUUGAACUGGCUGGUGCGAAUGACGUCCGACGUAGAGACCAAUAUUGUCGCGGUGGAGAGAAUAAAAGAGUACGGAGAAACGACGCAGGAAGCAUCGUGGAAGAAUCCGGAGUACACGCCUCCCACAGAGUGGCCUAGUAGCGGACGCGUCGACUUCAAAGACUUCAAAGUCCGCUAUCGGGAAGGUCUAGAUCUUGUGCUACACGGCAUAUCGUUUAGCGUACUCGGCGGCGAGAAGAUCGGUAUAGUUGGCAGAACAGGCGCCGGCAAGUCGUCUUUGACACUGGCGCUUUUCAGGAUAAUCGAGGCUGCCAGUGGCGAGAUUCUCAUCGAUGACAUAAAUAUUUCUAAACUGGGUCUUCACGACUUGCGCUCCAGAUUGACCAUCAUACCACAGGAUCCUGUGUUAUUCUCCGGAACGCUACGAUUGAACCUUGAUCCUUUCGAUAAUCAUUCCGACGAAGAAAUUUGGAGAGCGUUGGAACAUGCCCAUCUGAAAUCGUUUGUAAAAAAUCUGCCAAGUGGUCUUAUACACGAGGUGUCUGAGGGUGGAGAAAACCUGAGCGUGGGACAACGACAAUUGAUCUGUUUGGCGAGAGCAUUGCUGAGGAAAACAAAAGUUCUGAUAUUGGAUGAAGCUACGGCUGCAGUCGAUCUGGAGACGGAUGAUUUGAUUCAAACUACUAUCCGCCACGAAUUCAAGGAUUGUACAGUACUCACAAUAGCCCAUAGACUCAAUACUAUUUUAGAUUCGGAUAAAGUGAUCGUAUUGGAUAAAGGGUUAAUUGUUGAAUAUGAUUCCCCACAUACGCUACUUCGCAAUCCGACUAGCUCUUUCUACAGUAUGGCUAAAGACGCGGGUCUAGCUACUUAAACGGGAAGAAUAUAUCGUAAGAGUUUUUUUUUCCAAUGGCUGCAUUAUUCGCGAGUCAACAUCAAAAGAAACAACAAAAAUAACAUGCAGAAAGCCAUAGAACAAACGAUGUAGUUUAAACAAUCUAGAUUAAUUUGUAUAGUCAAAUCUUUCUAUACAAAGGAAAAAAAAACAAUCGAACAUUCGAUAAUGGGCGAUGCAGAAAAUGCUGAUUCUUCGUCAGAGAAUUUUAGAGAACGAGAGGAAUCACCUUGCCAAAUUGUACCGACGAUUAUCGAAUCUUCUAUAUAUAAGACGUCUCAUGAUAGCCUAAAAAAUACAUCACGGUAUUCUUGAGCCGAAAACACGGAUAACACCAUUUUUUAGUUCUUCAAUUUUUCAGCGAAUGAGAUUUUUAAUCAGUUAAGAACAUCACAAUCGUUUCUUAUUCAACAAAUCGCCUUCGCUAAGCAAUUUGAUAGCUGAGAAAUGAUCUGUUAUCUAAAUGUUUACAAGAGAAAAGUGUGUAUGCGUACGCGUGCGUACACAUACACUCAUUUAUAGUAGAUUAAGUUUUGUAGUGAGAGAUCUUUCAUGAAAUGAAGAAUGCACGAUACAGUUUGUUUUUGAAACAACAUCAAUACACAUUAUCUAUCACGUAUUUGCUCUAAUCAGACAAUGAUCGGAUAACGACAUGGGUCGGAUGGACAUCGCAAUAACGUGAUAUCAUACUGUACUAUGCAUCCUAUAACAGUAUUCCGUACCGUAUUACAGUAGGACUACCGACAAAAAUAUACAUGUAAUCAGUAAAAGUGCAUCCACUCGUUCAAAUAAAAAAAGGCCAAAGUACUAUGUAAAUAAUUAACAGAAAUUUAUUGCGAUAUUCGUUAAUAUAUAUCUUCAUUAUAUAAAAAAAGCGUUGAGUAGAAUGACAAUGGAGUAGUGAAUUUAUGUGAUACUAUGCAUUUAAAAUUGCAGUAAAUGUUUUUCAACAAUUUAAAGUUGUGUUGAUGAAUGCGACUAAUACGGUACAGAAUACCCCCCCACUUCCGGUAGACAGCGCGAACGAAUUUUAUUUUACAUGUUGGUCACCGUACUCCUGUAUUUCUCCCGAAGAUCUUGUCUGAAAGUAAUUGCAUUAAAAACAGCGAAUUUAGUUACAAACGUUUAAGCGAUAAUAUCGCAAAAAGCGGUUUCUAUCACGAAGUAUAAAUUUUGCACUUGACAACUUCUGAAUUAUAAACCGUGUCUGUUUUAAUAGUUCUACUUAUUAAAGUAACUAUCAAUAAAAACAAGGUAAAAUAUACAUACAAUGAUCAACAAAAACGCGUCCAUUCAUAUUAAAAAAGAAUAUAAAAGGAAAAAAAAUUAAUAAGCUACAGAAAUUAAUAAUAGUAAUUUGUCAAUUGGACUUUAUCAGCAAUUAGAGAGAGAUCACUGAGCCUUAAAAUACCAUUCUCGUACAAUUGCUGCUCUAUAAUAACGCGAUUAUCGAAAUGUAUUCAAUCCUCCGAAGCAUUUUUAGUACACAUGGUGCGAAUUUUCUUCUGUAAACUGUACUCAUUUUAAAAAAAAGAAAAAAAAGAAAUGUUUAUUUUAAUUUUUUGUUAAUAUAUGCGGCAAUCAGUCGCAAAAAUAGUAUUAUUUAUUUACACCUUACGUACGAUUAUAUAAUAUAUAAUAUGAUUAUAAAUUCAGCGAUAUAUAUGUCAUUUUCCAUAUUUGUUGCGCGCGCACUUGCCUUGUCAGAAACUAGUACAAGUUAAUUUUAAAUCAAAAUUUGAUACGGUUUGCAAGUAAUCUUAUUCUUGCAAGUUAUGAAAAAGCAAGCAAUGACAUUGUGCAAGCAAGCAAUAGUGAUUUUAGCUUGGUAUGCGUCUCGCAUAUGCGACAUAAAUCUAGGAAAAAAAUAACACGUCACGUCUCACUAUGUACACACACCCACACACAUACACGCGCGCGCACACACACAUUACAUUAUAUGAAAUUCUCUUGUAUUAUCCAAAGUAUAGAUAAAUAACGUUAGUGCCUAUUUUACAAAAAUUAAAGAGAAAUCGCAUUUAUCAAAAAUCACCAUACCGAUUGAAAAUUAGAGGUAUAAAAUCUGCAUACUUCAUUUAUUUUUUUAACGAUUCGGCCGUUAAUGCGUAAGUUACAUAAUAUUUUAUUCGAUGUUUGUAACUUCUUAUAUAUAUUUCGUAUAGUAAUCUAUGUACUAGUAUAUAGAUUUGUAUAUCUUAAUCCCUUCUUAUGUAGAUUACUGCCGGAUACUUUGGAGAGUAUUAAUGUGUAUACAUACGUUAAGCGUACACUUGCCUUAUAUCUGUCAGUUUUAUGUAAACGAGGCUGCUUCUGGCAAUAAUGCGAUUAUUAAAGAGGAAAAAAGAUAAAAUUAUUGGAGAAACUUCAAAUAAGAUAUCCUUAAUAUUCGAAAAAGAAGAAAGAAAAACAAAUUUGCGUCUAUAAAAAAAUAUAUAUAAAAAAAAGCGCACAUGAUUUGUAAAAAUAAUAGCUUAAUUUAGCUAAGGCUCCAGUGGAUACGAUAUCUAUCCAGCGAUAAGUGUGCUCGAGAUAACAUACGUAUGAAAGGCACAAUGCAAAUUUCGCCAGAAUGUUAAAUUUGAUAUGUUCAACGUAUCAAUCCAGGCCUUCUUUCGCAAAACUACGAGGCUAUUGCGAGUCUAAUAUUGACUAUUAGAUCACAUUGAUGAUUUGAUGUUAUGAAUUUUUAGUUUACAAUAUUGUUCGCAGAUUUAGUUUAUCAUAAGUUGUAAUUUAAAAAUCAGAGUAUAGUUUUACGAUGAGAUGACCAUCGUCUGUAAUUAAUUAAAUUAACAUGAAAUGUCGAUUCGUACCUUUUACCAAAUGUUACCAAAAUUUUGUUCUUUUAUGAGAUGGAGUUCUAUGUGUGUAUAUGUGAAUGUGUGUCUUCGUCAGUAUAUUUGUUACAUUAUCAUUGUUGCUCCCGACUUAUUUUAAUUCCUCGUGGAAAGUUAAAGAAAACUGAAUUCAUCUUUUUACUCAUAAAAUUAUAGAUAUUCAAUAUAACGAGUUUUACAAUUAUAUGACUCUAUCGAGUCAGAUGAGACAAUUCAUUAUUAAAUCGCGUUGGACGAAUUUGUGAGAUUACAUAAAUCAAAAGUCGCGGACUCGAAAGGGUUAUACAAAAUUAAUUAUCUUCCAUGGUUAUAUCGCCGAGAGAAAAUAGUAAAUUGUACUUUGCGUUACUAUAUUUCCAUUGUUAAAAAUGUAUAUGGGUUAAACCACAAAUUAAAUAUUUUUUUAACUUUUUA
Messenger RNA from Odontomachus brunneus, 7889 nucleotides. RefSeq names its product multidrug resistance-associated protein 1 (gene MRP). Lineage: Eukaryota; Metazoa; Arthropoda; Insecta; Hymenoptera; Formicidae. Gene Ontology annotation, molecular function: ATP binding; ATP hydrolysis activity; ABC-type transporter activity. The transcript has 22 exons. The record is from RefSeq and is a predicted model, not a curated record. Gene Ontology annotation, biological process: transmembrane transport. Bases 1 to 4617 code for a protein of 1538 amino acids. Gene Ontology annotation, cellular component: membrane.